AUGACGGGACCUUAUUUAUCGCACAUGGACUCGGACAACAACAUGCCGGGUGUGAACGGAGAAAUCAAGAAAGAUGGCCUUGAAACUGAAGAGGAAAAGCGAGAUCUUGGUUCAAAACCGAAGAAAUUGGAAGAGAAAAGUUCUAAGACUCGAAAAACGUCUGAGGUUUCAGUAUUAGAUGCGGAACGACAGUGUUUAGUGCAACGACCAUCCGAUCAGCAAUGGCGUACGUUCGAAAAAUUUUGCUGACUCACUUUCGUUCUUUCUCGUAGCUUCGGUCCGUUGUUUGUUAAUUUUUUCACUUUUAUUAAUAGAUCCUGCUGAAAUCAUACACAUAAGACCGGUAGAUGAGGGAAAAUCGGAGUAUUACGUUCAUUAUCAUGGAUGUAAGUUACUUUAUUUCGCUUUCUGUUGAUAUAUUGCAAAGCUUUUCAUUUUUGUGAGAAAGGCUCCUUAAAAAAUCUCACAACAUAGUAAAGAUAAUCGACCUUUUUCUCCUUUGUGAUGUUUUAUCUGGGCGGUGGGUUUGUAUUCCUCCCUAAAAGUGAUAGAUGUCACUGUUACUAUUAACAAUAUGACGUUUUUAUUCCCAGAAUGUGACGUCGCUGAGAACGUGACGUCAUUAAAAUCUGCUUUUUUUUUAUUUAGACCUAGGUUAAAUAUUUAAACUUGUUACUUUACACAGAGGACUUAUUUUCCCAUAUUUUUGCGAUCACAGUUAUCAAACCAAAUUAAUUUUCUUUUUCUGUAUUCUUUAGUUGACUUUAGAGGCAGUUGUAAUUUGAAUGGAAUCAGUCUUAAACCUGAUCUAUCCAAGUUUCUAAAAAUUUCCAGAUAAAAACAAAAAUUUCAUUUUCUAUAAGCUCAAGUCUUGUUUUAGUAAAGGGAAGAGUAAAUGUGAACUUGUGAAUGACAUUUUUAGCAAAUUGCAUCAGACUGUUCAACAAAAAUAUAGUUGCAAGUUAUCGACAUACAGUGUUCAAAAAAUGGUCCCUGUCAUUGAAGUCAACAGACGCCUGGAUGAGUGGGUCCCAAUGGAAAGAGUUGAUCUUCAACAGAAAGACGUCCACAUGCAUGUUCCAAUUGUAGAGGAGAAAAUUGACAUUGAAGGUCCAGAAAGGAAACUAACGAGAAAUCAGAAACGCAAACAUGAUGAAAUUAAUCAUGUUCAGAAGGUAAGUUGAAAGGAAAUAUCAUAAUUUUAAAUUUUUAAAGGUUAUCUGCGCACUUGAUGUAGUUUAGAUAUUCCAUUUUUUUUUUAACAUUGAUGAUCGUAAACUUUGUCAUUUCCACGGAUUGAUCUUUCAUCAAAGUUGAAAUUCUUUUGUAGGAUUCCAAAUAAGUCCCAAUCCCAAAGUUGUCUAUACAUCAGUACACGGGGAGUUUUGUUUUUUGGUUUAGAAGUCUGUUGUGUUUUUGUAAGAAUAAAUUUUUGUUUUUGGAAUUUGGCUGAAAAUUUUACGAGGGACUAAGUUUUUAGAAAGUCAACUCAGCAAUUUUCGUAACCUGUAUGACUCUACGAGACAGUCGACUUAUAAGGGCUAUUGCACUAAAUUCUAUCAGAUCUUAGAUAGAAAUACUUGCCUGAAACAACAUAAUCAGAAAGUAAAUGGAAAUGAAUGAAAAGCAGAUGUAUUAAUUAGAAAAUAAAUGUAGCAAUUUUCUUUGAAUUAUUUUUUUAUUUCUGUUAGAAAUUAUUUUUGCACAUUAAGGGCAGUCUGUGAAAUAUACAAAAAUCAAAACUGCCUAAGUUUCUUAGCUAUAGGGCAUAGUCUUAAAAAACAUGGUGGACUGUACCUUUUAUAAAAAUUUGUUACAUCAAGUUGCCCCUUUUUACCCAUUUUAGUUAUACAUUGUUAUACAUUGGUUAUGGUGGUGUUAAUACAUGCCCCAUGUGUAUAAGAAACAUCUUGCCAUAACCCUUUACACUCUAACAUCAGUAUGCUUAUUUUCCAUACUGUUCUCUAUACAUUUUCUGAUGUACUGGCAAGGAGAAUUUGUUUAAAACUCAAGAGGUUCUUCAGUUGAUUAUCAUUUCUUUUAUUCUCGUGACCUUAAUGUUUGAUUCAGGGAUGAUAUUGAAAGGAGAAAUUAGAUGCUAGUCACUCUCAGGGAUUAAAGUGUUAAAUCAUUUCCUUACAGACCUAUGCAGAAAUGGAUCCUACAACGGCAGCCUUGGAGAAAGAACAUGAAGCUGUAAGUUUGUAAUUUUUUUUUUUUUUUAACUAAAUUAAGGUUUUUUUGAAGUUAUUUUGUAAUAAUCUUAACACACUUUUACCUGGCAGUGAGAAUUUAAGUGGUGAUCUCUGUGAGACCUUUUGCAACAUUGUUUGACCUCUUGCAACAUUGAAAAUUUCAAAAGUUGACAAGCUCGCUCCUCGUAACAAACUGCACUCAGUAAGAAAUUGUUAGUAUUCUCAAAUUGUGUAAUAAAGCUAUCUUACUAUCUUACUUACUUAAGCAUUUCAAUUUUGAGACGUGUUUAUUCAGAGGUUCGCCAACAUUUAUUUAAAAACACCCGUUAGACAGCUUUCUGAAAUUGGUCAAAAGUACUCUUUCUUUCUCGGGUGAUAUUUCUCAAGUUCAGACCAGACCACUGGAAACUCUAAUUGAUUUCUUCUAAUGAAAUGUUUGAAAGCAUAGAAAUAUAAAAACAUCUUGCACUUGUUAAUUUCAACAUUAACAUUUUAAACUGCUAAAUUCAGGCAAAUGAUUUUGUCUCCUUAUGAAAAAGGUGAACAAAGCGUAUCAAAUAUCAUAUUGAUUAGUGUUCAACGUGUUAAUGAGAAACUUUUUGUAAAAAUAGUGGUUUCUGUUCUUCUAUAUUUGAGUUUAGAGAGCAAAGUGCAAGAUGUUUUCACAUUUCUAUGCUUUUGAACAUCUUAGCAGAAGAAAUCAACUAGAGUUUUCAAUGGCCUAGUCUGGUGUUUUUCAAUAAAAAAAAAUAUUUCUUACUGGUGUUUUUUAAUAAAUUAUGGUGAACCUCUGAAUAAACACAUGUCAAAAUUGAAAUGCUUUCCAAGCCUUAUAUAUCACUCAAUUUAGGAAUACAAACGAUUUCUUGCUGUAUGUAGUGUGUUAUGAGGAACGAGCUUCUCAACUUCUGUAAUUUUCAAUGUUGCAAGAGGUCAAAAAGGGGCCUUUUGCAGCUUUGAUUAUUGAGAGCUCUCAAAAUUUUUGUCAAUGUAUUUCCAGAAAUCAAUGUGGUUUUAUAUACUUAAUACCAAAGAUAGUUGAAUGGGCAAAGUUUGAGGCAAAACCUUUUUGCCAUGCAAAACCCCUUGGAUGGCUCUUUCAGAGAUCAGCACAUAAAGUUUUCCACAGCACUGAAAAGAUUGAAAAGUGAAUAGCUCUCAAGGAUGCAGCAGAGGUUUAUUAAUGCUCCUGUUUUGUUUGUUUGAUUUUUAUGUCUUCUAAAGAUCACCAAGAUAAAAUAUGUAGAUAAGAUCCAGUUUGGCAAAUAUGAGAUUGAUGCUUGGUACUUUUCACCCUUCCCUGAGGAAUAUGGAAAGCAGAAUAAACUGUGGGUCUGUGAAUAUUGCAUCAAGUACAUGAAGUUUGAGGAAACAUACAAAAAGCACUUGGUAAGGAUUAAAACAGGGGAUACCUCUGGCUAAAUUACGAGAUGCCAGUACCAUCAUAACAAGCCAUCUGUUGGUAAAACCACUAUGUUGAUUGAAUGUCAAUGUCUUCCUCGAUACAAUAUCUGGCAUCCUUUUGUUAAAAGUCAUGGUGAUUUUACCAAUGUCAAACCAUGUCUUAACCCUUUAACUCCCAAGAUCUGAUUGUAAAUUCUCCCCAAUAGAUGCCACACAUUUCCUUGUUAAUUAGUUACGAGAAUUUGGUGUUUAAUCAAGGUAAUAACUUGUACCUGAUGAGUUUGAGUAUUCUCAUUACCUGUUUGCUGAAUAAUGUAUGGAUACUCUAGGGAGAAGUUACAUGUUUAUCACUUUUGGGAGUUAAAGGGUUAAAAUGUAAUCAUAUAGAAUAGUAGUAGUGGUUUUAGCUCAGAAACCAGUCUCCUGGUUUCAUUCAUUUCCUGAUACAUAAAAUUAUUUAUAUGAAGUACUUGAGUUUUUACUUGUCUUGUAAUAUUCCUCAGCUUAUGUUGGCUAUAGCUAUAUAAAAAAAACUCUGGACUUUCUGAGCAGUAGGAAGAGCCCAACACUGGGGUAUGUAAAUAAAUGUAUGACUUUAUUGUAUUAAUUUUUAUUCACUCUGUGAUUUUCUGAUCUUAUAUUAGGGAAGGUGUAGCAUGCGACAGCCUCCUGGGAAAGAAAUAUAUCGCAAAGGAACAAUUUCAGUGUAUGAAGUAGAUGGGAAGGAAAAUAAGGUGCUGGCUCUGGUAUUUUGUUUUAAAACUUGAGUUGUUAUUUUUGUACUUUUUCUUUACAGAGUUGAAUUAAACUGAUGAAUUAAGACUUUAGUGUUGCCAUGCAUGUUGUGUUUUUAAUAUAUGAUAGUACAAUAUUACAGAGUAUGUGGAAAUAUUUUAUACAUGGAGCCACAUUUUUUAUACCACUUGCUAGAGAAGAAUUCAAGAACAAGUCAUUAAGAGGGUGUGUGUGUGUACUUAUCCUCUCCUACUGUUUGUAAUUUCUUUAUACACUACUUUAACUCUUCAAUCCCCUUGAAUUACCAAGACAGACUUUCUCCUCACAAUAUCAAUACAUUAUCAAGCAGACAAGUGAUGAGAAUCAGGAAAAAUAUCAAUUAUGGGAUUAUUUGUUGAUCCAGUACUAACUUCUGUUAAUUAACAACAUAAGAAUUGUAUAGCAGGCAGUAAGGAGAUUUACUAAUGAGAUCUUGGGAGUGAAAGGGUUGAGAAGUUUACUCGCGAGCAUACUUCUACUGCUACUUAUAAGUGUGGGUAAACUAAUCUUUUUCAUCCUUGCAGUUAUAUUGUCAGAACAUUUGUCUCCUUGCGAAAUUAUUCCUGGAUCACAAGACUCUGUACUUUGAUGUGGAACCGUUCUUGUUUUACUUGCUAACUGAAGUGGACAGAGAAGGUGCCCAUCUAGUUGGAUACUUCUCCAAGGUAAAGAUAGACUGUAAGUUUGUAAUGGAGGGUGAACAACUCAGUUCUUGAUUAACCCUUUAACUCCCAGGUGUGAUUAACAUGGAACUUCUCCCUAUAAUAUCCAUACAUUAUCCUGCAAACAGGUCAUGAGAAAACUCAAACUUAUUAGGCAGAAGUUGUUAUCUUGAUCUAACCCUAAAUUCUCAUUUUUAUAACUGAUUUACAUGGAAAUGUGUAGCAGCUAGAGGGGGGAAUUAACAAUCAAAUCUUGCUGGCUUGCUAGCCUUUUGAGUUGUGUUUUCCCCCAUAGGGUGUUUUUCUAUGUAGUGACAUAGAAUUGAAAGGAGAAAGUUUGCAAUGCAACACCUUUUUGUUUUUUUUUUUGGCAGGGGGAGGGGGGGUUUUACUCUGCCCUUCUUCUUUAGAGCACUUUUCAAUUCAGUGACAAAAACCUGAACUAGAAAUUUGCAACGGAACACUCUCAGUCCACUCUCCUUUUUUCUCUUUUAGAGUGCUUUUCAGUGAUAUCAAAACAAGCUUACAAUUUUGUACUACAUUAGCUGGGCUAUGUUUUGUUAGGCAGUAGAAUAAUCUAACUUACUUUUGAAAGGAAUUAUUUAUUUUCCUUCAUCCCAGGAGAAAGAAUCACCGGAUGGUAACAAUGUAGCGUGUAUACUGACUUUACCACCCUAUCAGCGAAAAGGAUAUGGAAAAUUCUUGAUAGCCUUCAGUAAGUGCAAAUCACAUCUGCUACUUGAAGUUCUGCUCUGUCCAUAAAACAGGGACUUCUCAGUGGAUUACAACGUGAUUAUUUUUAUCUGAUGGUUUUGUUAGGUUAUGAAUUGUCCAAAAUCGAGCAGAUGGUUGGAUCACCAGAAAAGCCCUUGUCAGAUCUUGGCAAGUUAAGUUACAGAAGCUACUGGUCCUGGAUUCUACUGGACAUACUGCGGAACUUCAGAGGAACACUUUCCAUUAAGGAUCUUAGGUUUUUGUAGAGUUUGUAACUAUUGUCUCGGCAUGGGGAAAUUGAGGACUUUUUAUAGUGGAAAGUUCACUUGGGCCUAAUGCAAAGGAUUGUUGAGAGAGGUCAUGAAAGUUCUUGAUUGGGUCCUUGGCAAGACAAUUAAUUAUCCCAGUGGCUCUCUGCAUCUAGAAGUAUUGGGUAUUGGGUACAGGCAUAACUUGGUGAGGGGGGGGGGAGAGUCCUGUGCUUGUCUCACUUCCAUACUAAGAGGAGUAGCAAUACUUCUACUUGCGUCCCAUAAUCCUUAAGUGUGACUGGCUUCUAAUGUCUCCCUAUGGUAUCGCCUUGAAUCAAAUGUUGAAGUCAUGAGAAUAUAAGAAAUGAUCUCUAAUUUAAGAAGCUCCUGGUUGUCAAACAAAUUCUCCUUGUUAGUGUAAUAGGAAAUGUGAAGAGAACGGUACGGAGAAUAUGCAUACUGAUGUUGGGGUGUAAAGGGUUAACCCUCUAACUUCCUUGAGUGACCAAGACAGAAGUUCUCCUUACAAUAUCAAUACAAAAUCAACCAGAUGAGUAAUGAGAAUAAAGAAAAAUAUUAAUGUGGGGGAUAACUAGUUGAUCAAAUACUAAAUUCUCUGAACUAACAUUAUGAGGAUUGUAUGGUUGACAGUAAGGAGAAUUACAAAUUUGUCGUGGGAAUUAAAGGGUUAAUAGAAGAGGUUGCGACAUCGGAAUGAUCACAAUGUUUGUUAUUGGCGGCAUUUAUUCAUUAGCAUUCUCUCUCCUUUUUAUUUUCCGAAGUAACAUGACAAGUAUUACACAGGAGGACAUCAUCAAUACAUUGCAGUCGUUGAACAUGGUGAAAUACUGGAAAGGUCAACAUGUGAUAUGUGUCACGCCCAAACUUGUCGAGGAGCAUGUCAAGAGUGCACACUACCGCAAACCAGUACUGUCAGUAGACACGUCAUGUCUGAGGUGGGCUCCACCAGGAAAGAAAAUCAAAAAGUUGAAGCAUUGAACUGGUGUGACCAACAACAAGAUAUAGGAACCGAUCAUAAUUAGGUAGUUGUGGUCUGCAUGGGAAGGCUAAGUAACGAUAAACUGGAAGCACGUUGAGGUGUGAAGAUUUCCAAUAACUAGAGGGAUUUUCUUGCUUGGGUGAUCAAUAGAGUUGGAAAGUUACAUAGUCCGAGAGUUGUGAAUGAUUUUGGUCUUCAGUUGCGUUUUGUCUUCUGUGAGUUUCACUCGGUAUACAACCUUCAAGGCUUCGCAGGAGAAUGACUAUCGACUUGAGAUGUGGAACAAAAACAUCUAUUUGUUUAUAGUAUUACGUCUAAGAGCUGAUAUAGCAAAAAACCUGAAGCAGUUGAGGUGCGUUGUCGCGUAUCAGGGAAAACUUAGGUAAAUUAACAGGAAAUACUUUAGCAAUUUGAAAAGUAAACGACCAUGUGGACUAGUAUAGAUUACGUGAUGAUAGGCCUGGAAAAUGUGAAAAGCGUUGUUAAAGUACAGUUACAUAUUGGCCAAGACUACUGGGCAUUGUGUCGGAAACUGCUGUGAGUGAUAAAGAACAAGGCAUCGUUUAGCUUUUAUGGACGUCAAGGUCGCCAUCAGAGCUAACGUGUAAGCUGCUGUUUUAAUUUUGAAACUGCAUUUCGUGCAUAAGAUCCAUCUACCCACAAAGAAUGAAAUACAGACUUU
Messenger RNA from Pocillopora meandrina, 7682 nucleotides. The record is from the annotation of a GenBank genome assembly. Lineage: Eukaryota; Metazoa; Cnidaria; Anthozoa; Scleractinia; Pocilloporidae.